Molecule: messenger RNA, 318 nt
Organism: Macrosiphum euphorbiae (potato aphid)
Lineage: Eukaryota; Metazoa; Arthropoda; Insecta; Hemiptera; Aphididae
Source: the annotation of a GenBank genome assembly
AUGUACAGAAUCCUGUCCACAUCAUGGAAUGGCGCAACGAGGAGGAAAGACGAGAGCCAUCCCACAGCAUUUCCUCCCGCCGUGGAAGCAAGCUUCGCACAGCAUUGCAUGAAACUAGCCGAUUUUGGUUUCCCAUUAAUCCCUUCGGACCUUAAAAUGUGUGUAACUCGUUACUUAGAUUGUAAGGGAGUUCGAGUGUCUCAAUUUACUAACAAUAUACCAGGUGAUGACUGGAUUCGCGGGUUCUUAAAAAGAAACAAAGAUUUAUCGGUGAAAGUCAGUGCAAAUAUUAAAAAGUCGUGCGAACAUCACAACUGA